CUAUAUAAGCCACCUCGCCGCGCAGGCUGCGGGGAGGCUCGUGCUUCGCCCGCUGCAGCGGCAGCACCGAGCCCCUGGGAAGCUCCUGCUCCUGCUCCUGCUCCUGCUCCUGCUCCUGCUCUCCUCCUCUGCAAAUUCCUUCUUCCCGCAGCUGCUCCAAGCCCUCGCUCCCCCGGACCGCAGCGUGGCUGGCGGCGAGAGGACGGGACGUUCCUUCGUUGAUUUUUUUUAUGGUUUUUGUAGGUCUGGGGAAGGCGCGGGACGGCUGCGAGUACUCGAGGAAGCCCCCGGUCACCUCUGGACACCGCCAUGGUCACCGCGAGAGGAUGGCUGCUGCUGCUGCUGCUCCUCCUGGGAGCCACGGCCGGUUUAGGUCAAAGGCUUCUGAGGCAAAACCUCGGCAGGAUCCAGAUAGGACAGAAAACCUUCAGCCCGCUGGUGAUGCUCAGCUUAGAGAGUACGAGGAGCAGCUCUCGCCGGGGAGCCCCGACCUUCGCCUACGCCAGACGCAGUCCACCGGUGCAAGAUUCAAAAAGGUUUUUGUCUCCAUGGUCGAAAUGGAGCGAGUGCUCAGCAAAGUGUGGCCAAACCGGUGUGCAGAAGCGUACCAGAUCCUGCCUAGCUGAACACCUCUGGGGCGUGCACUGUAAUGAAGCAACUGAGGAAGGGCGGCUCUGCAUUGGACAUGUCUGCUCAGCCUGCAACAUCACGUGCCCCAUGGGCCGCGUGAACGCCGACUGCGACGCCUGCAUGUGUGAGGAUGUGACCCUGCACGGAAAGGUCUCCCUUGAGGACGGCUCGCCCGCUGCCGAUGCCCGGGUCUACCUGCAAGCCAAGAAACUCAAGCUGUUGACGACAGCUGACAACAAGGGCACUUUUAGGAUCCCUGGGGUCUGUCCCGAUGGCAAAAACACCCUUAAAAUAAAGAAAGCCAAAUAUGCAACGGCUGCCGUCACCGUGCCCGAGACCAACAGAAGAAACCUGGCGCUCCAAGUGCAGCUGCAAAGAUCAGGCAAACCCUACAUUGUAAAGAGUCCCGAUGACAAGGCGAGGAGAGUGGGGCAGAGCGUGGCGCUCUGCUGUGAUGCCGUGGGGACUCCGGCCCCCGACCGCUACCUCUGGUACCACAACGGCUCACUGCUGGACCCCUCCAUAUACAAAUAUAAAAACAACCUGAUUCUGAAGAACCUCAACAGAGGCCAGGCAGGAGAGUAUUUCUGCAAGGCCAGCAGCGAUGGGGGUUCAGCAAAGUCCCAGUCUGCCAAGCUUUCUGUAGUAGGAAGACAAGAGGCAGCCUGCGACCCCCAGCCCCAAAGCCACCUCAUCCGUCUUCCGCACGACUGUUUCCAAAAAGCAACUAAUUCAUUCUACUACGAUGUGGGCAAAUGCCCAGCGAAGACCUGCGUUGGGAAGCUGGAUAAAGGACUGCGGUGUAAGGACAACGUUGCCUACUGCUGCGGGGCAUCCAAGAUGGAAACGAGAGAGAUCCCAUGCAAUGGGUACACGCUCCCCACUAAAGUCACUGUAGAAUGCGGCUGCAAGAAAUGCACCGAGACCAGAAUAACGGUUCGAGGCAGAGCCACAGCAGCAGAUAACGGCGAGCCGCUCAGGUUUGGCCACAUCUACAUGGGGAACAAGAGAGUGAGUAUGACCGGCUACAAGGGAACCUUCUCCAUCCCCAUCCCCGCAGAUACCGAGAGACUGGUUCUGACUUUCGUAGAUCGGCUGCAGAAGUUCGUGAACACAACGAAAGUUCUGCCGUUCAAGGAAAACGGAGGUGCUGUGUUUCACGACAUUAAGUUACUAAGAAAGAAAGCCCCUGUUACGCUGGAAUCCACUGAAACCAAUGUGAUUUCUUUGGGAGAAAUGGAAGAAGAUGAUCCAAUUGCCGAAUUAGAAAUUCCUCCUGAUUCAUUUUACAGGAAGAAUGGAGAACUUUACAGAGGCAAAGUGAAAGCCAGCGUGACGUUUCUGGACCCAAGAAACAUCUCAACAGCUGCUGUGACACAAAGUGACCUGAACUUUGUAGAUGAGGAAGGAGACGUAUUCCCGCUCCGCACGUAUGGCAUGUUUUCCGUGGACUUCACUGAUGAACGGGGCACCGAGUCCCUUAACGCAGAGAAGGUGAAGGUUCAUUUGGACACUGCUCAGAUCAAAAUGCCCGAGCACCUGCAAGAGAUGAAGCUUUGGUCACUGAACCCUGAGACAGGAUUAUGGGAGGAAGAAGGGGACUUCAACCUUGAGAAAAGCAGACGGCGCAAAAGAGAGGAGAGAACUUUCUUGGUUGGAAACAUGGAGAUCAAAGAAAGGCGGCUUUUCAACCUGGACGUCCCAGAGAGCAGACGGUGCUACGUCAAAGUCCGAGCGUACAGAAGUGAGAGAUUUCUGCCAAGUGAGCAGAUCCAAGGGGUAGUGAUUUCUGUUAUAAACAUGGAGCCAGAACCAGGAUUCUCUUCCAACCCCAGAGCGUGGGGUCGUUUCGACAGCGUGGUCACUGGUCCCAACGGCGCCUGCGUGCCAGCUUUCUGUGACGAGCAAAACCCAGAGGCCUAUGCAGCUUAUAUUUUGGCAAGCCUGGGGGGAGAAGAACUUGAAGCCGUGUCCUCUGCUCCCAAACUUAAUCCCAAUGCUAUUGGGGUCCCACAGCCAUAUCUCAACAAGCUCAACUACAGGAGAACAGACCACGAAGACUCAAACACCAAGAAAACUGCUUUCAGCAUUAACAUGGCCAAGCCGAGUCCAAAUUCCGCAGAUGAGAACAAUGGCCCUAUUUAUGCCUAUGAAAACCUAAAAGAAUGCGAGGAAGCUCCAUACAGCGCCGCUCACUUCAGGUUUUACAGGAUAGAGGGAGACCGGUACGACUACAAUACUGUUCCCUUCAGCGAAGACGACCUCAUGAGCUGGACCGAUGACUACCUGGCAUGGUGGCCUAAGCCCAUGGAAUUUAGGGCCUGCUACAUUAAAGUAAAAAUUAACGGACCCCAGGAAGUGAACAUAAGGUCUCGCAACAUGGGCGGGACACAUCCACGUACCAUUGGCAAGCUCUAUGGCAUCAGGGACGUGCGCAGCAUCCGUGACUCUGAGCAGCGGGACGUGUCGGCAGCCUGCCUGGAGUUCAAGUGCAGCGGCAUGCUCUACGACCAGGACCGCGUGGACCGCACGCUUGUGAAAGUCAUCCCCCAGGGCAGCUGCCGCCGCGAGAGCGUUAACAGCAUGCUCCACGAGUACCUGGUGAACCACCUCCCCAUGGCUACGAACAACGAUUCCAGUGAAUAUACAAUGCUGGCGCCUCUUGACCCGCUGGGGCACAACUACGGCAUCUACACCGUCACUGACCAGGACCCGAGGAUUGCCAAGGAGAUCGCUCUGGGCAGGUGUUUCGAUGGCACCUCCGAUGGCACCUCCAGAAUCAUGAAGAGUGAUAUCGGCGUCGCGUUGACUUUCACCUGUUCGGAAAGGAGCGCAGCCGAGCAAAGCAUAUUUGAGUCCCAGAGGAACUCGGGCCAGCAGUCCAUAGUGGUGCCGCCACCCCCAAGGGAGAGUCCUGCGUUCCAAAGGCAGCUGGGAAGCCGCCGAAUCACCCAAAGCAGGGUCCCGAUGAGAGGUCAAUGGCCUUCCUCUUACUAAAGAUAUACAGGAGUCUCAGUAAAGUCAAUCGCAUUUGAUUCAAUAUAACCUGAAAGGAACAUCCAGCUGCAAGUAACUUCAUUCAAAGCAGGUAGAUGUCAUUAUUUUUGAGAUGUGAUUAAGGUGCCUCUUUUUUCUUUUUACAUUGCACCAGAAAGGAAAGAUAUGGCCAAAACUGGGGGCCAGUAGUUGUAGUGGGUUUCUGCCUUAUUAAAAGCAUCCAAAAAAAAAGUUCUGCCUGACUUUAAAAAGCUUCACAAUAGCCUAAAGAGAGGAUUAAACACGCAACUCACUUAAGACGUGUAUAUAAGACAUUCUUCUGGUCUGCAUCUGCAGACUUUGCCAGCCCAAGUACCUGUACAGUAGUUGAUAACAUGAAAAGGAAUAAACUGAUUUCCUGAUACUGAA
Cygnus olor (mute swan) is the source of this 4035-nucleotide messenger RNA. RefSeq names its product cartilage intermediate layer protein (gene CILP). Lineage: Eukaryota; Metazoa; Chordata; Aves; Anseriformes; Anatidae. The record is from RefSeq and is a predicted model, not a curated record. The transcript is spliced from 9 exons. The coding region runs from base 310 to 3627 and encodes 1105 amino acids.